This is a messenger RNA of Stegodyphus dumicola, 3183 nucleotides long. RefSeq names its product transcription factor CP2-like. Gene Ontology annotation, cellular component: nucleus. The record is from RefSeq and is a predicted model, not a curated record. Gene Ontology annotation, molecular function: RNA polymerase II cis-regulatory region sequence-specific DNA binding; DNA-binding transcription activator activity, RNA polymerase II-specific. Lineage: Eukaryota; Metazoa; Arthropoda; Arachnida; Araneae; Eresidae. Gene Ontology annotation, biological process: regulation of transcription by RNA polymerase II.
GAAGCAGCCGAAACGCACGUGCACGGAAAUUGUGCAGCCGUUAUUGUGCCAACUUGAGAUUGCGCAAUCGAGUCCGAACCAUAGUUUUAGCUUAGUGGAGUGCAGUUUUUUUACUUAUUUAUAAUUCGUUCGUAUUACCGCUGAAGUUAACUUGACUACCAGACUUUAAAUUUCUUUUCUCUCUAUUUUUUUGUGGGUUAGAACUUUAAGGUUACGCAUGUAUUUUAAAAUUAAAGACUUGCUUAUGAUCCAUUCCUUCUACAGAGACUCAUUCUGUUUGUUGAUGUCUUGGUUAAUAUUUUCAUCGUGUCAGUUUAUUUCUGUUUCCUAAUAAACUUCAGCGUAGAGGAUUUAUUCCUCAUCAUGAAAGUAUACAAGUUCAAAAAUUAUGCUUCGUAAAUCUCAGGUUUCAUUUCUAGAAGGAAUGUCAUCAACAAAUCAAUGGUGUGUGCCUGAUGAAGUGCAUGAUGUUUUGUCCGUUGAUUUUGAUCGUAGUUUGUCAGGCUUGGAAGCUGACCUUUGCACUUCGUCAAAUAACAUGAGCUCCUCAGUAUUUGCUGUGCCUGAAAUUUCUGCUCGUAAAGAAGAUGCAAGGGGCAGCUUGGCUUCCUCUGCUGUUGAUACAUUUCGCUGUCUCCAAGAUCUGUCUGGAGACAUUGCAAGCAACCUGCAUGGAUCUGCAAAGUGUCAAAUAGAAUGUUACCCAUUUAGCCUUGUACAUGGAAAGAAGAUCCGUUAUUCUCAGCUUACUGAUAUUGAUUGUACGAAUAGUGUCAAACGUUUUUGUUUCAACAAAGAACUGGAGCAUUCUGAAAAUUUCCAAACAUCCAGAUGCCGUCCACAUAAUUUAUCUACUCCAGAGGUACGUGCAAGUAGCCAUUUUUAUUCAACUGGGUCAGUAAUAAACACUGUUCUUUCACAAGUUGUGCAACUUCCAGUUGUUCCUGCACCACAGACUGUUGAUCAAGGUAAUCAGGGGCCACCACCGCCAUUUCAUUGUAUUCUUAUGGCUCCAACAUCAGUUUCAACAAAGAUAAAUGAAGAGACUUUGACAUAUUUAAAUCAAGGGCAGCCUUACGAGGUUAGAAUAAAGAAAACUGGAAGCUUUCCAUAUGAAAAAAAUAUGAUAUUUAAAAGUGUCGUCCAUGUAGGUUUUCAAGAACGGCGUUUACAGUUUAUGGAAAAGGAGCAAAUAAAGGAAUGGCAGGCUCAAAGACCUGGUGAAAGAAUUCUUGAAAUUGACCUUCCUCUUUCAUAUGGCAUCUUGGAAGCCACUUGUUGUCCUUUGAAUGUCAAUGUGUGCGAGUUUUUAUGGGACUGCAGUCGAGAUGUUGGUGUAUUUCUAAAGCUGAAUUGCAUAAGUACCGAAUUUACUCAAAAAAAGCAUGGAGGCGAGAAAGGUGUUCCCUUUCGUAUUUUGAUUGAAACAUAUACUCAUGAUUCUACCUCUCAAAAGUUACAUUCAGCUUCCUGCCAGGUGAAAGUUUUCAAGCCAAAAGGAGCAGACCGGAAACAUAAAACUGACAGGGAAAAAAUGUGUAAGCGUUUGCAGUCUGACAAAGAAAAAUAUCAUCCUCAGUUUGAAUAUACUGUGUUUAGAGAUCUUUGCUAUUCUGAUCUGUGGAAUUCAACACAGUCAAAUAUUUCAUUGUAUACUUCAGUAACUUCAACACCAUGUUCUCCUAUAUCAAGUGGUUGCUCACCAAAUUCUCAGUUAGAAUCAUUAGUGGAUUCUCAUAAAAAUGAUUGCCAUAGUUGUGAUGGUCCGCAAGCUACAUCUACUACAGAAAUUCAGGAAAUCACUGAAAGUCAUCCUAACAAAAUUGCCUCAUUAACACAUGAUUCUACUGUUGAAGAGUGUGCCUCAUGGCUGCAAAGAAAUAUGUUUACUAAUUAUGUAAAAGACUUCUCAAACUUUACAGGUGCUGAUAUUUUGAACCUAACGCGUGCUGAUUUAAUUGACAUAUGUGGCACUGCUAAUGGGAUUCGUCUAUUCAACACUCUUCAUGGAAAGUGCUAUUUAACCUUAUAUAUUCGCUUGCCCUCCCAGAAAGCUUAUAGUGCCAUUUAUUUAAAAACUGCCAAACUAUUUGAACUCAGCUCAAAAUUAAAAUCAUUUUGUGGGUUUCCAGCAGAUUAUACCUGUGAAUUAUAUGUUAGUGGGCCAUCAGGUACACGUGUGAUAGUUACGGAUGAGGUCAUAUGUAAUAUGUUGCAGGAUUCAUUAUUUGUUAUUGAAUGCAUAGAAGGCCACUGUGAAGAGCCUUGCUGCAUGUUUCUAAAACAAAUGAGAGCUUGACUUGUUUUAAUGAAAUGCUGUCAUACAUAAAAUUGAUUAAAAAGUAUUAUGAACCAUUUUAAUGCUAUCAAAUAAUCUUAUAUUAAUCAUAAAUUUCAUAAUUUGAUAUAUGUGAUUGCUGUACCUGAUGGCAUUCUCUGUAAUUCCACUGGAACAUGGUGUGUUUAAAUGUCUGCUUCGUUUUUUAUUUCUAAUUUUGUAAAUCGUCGCAUUUAUAUAUAUAUAUAUAUAAUAUAUAUAUAUAUAUAUAUAUAUAUAUAUAUAUAUAUUUUUUUUUUUUUUUUUUUUUUUUUUUAACUUUUGUUCAUGAUAUUCUGAUGUUAACUGCGUUUAAAAAGAAAGACAAUUUUCUAAAUCCAGAUCUUUUUCCCUUUCUUUCCAGAAAUAUGUUUUAUUUUAUGCUGCGUGUUAAAAAAAUAUUUAUUUCCAUAUGGAUGCCUGAUUUACAUUUUUGUUUGUAGUACUCAUCAGAAUUAUGAAUUUUAAAUUUCAGUCAGACCGUACAUAAACGAAUAAGUACUUUUCCUGACAUGUAUGAUAAGUUUAAUACAUAUGAAAACAUUAGGCGCUUAACUGGGCUCUUAAAUUCUCCAAAUGAGUAAUGUUUGUUUUCAGUAUUCUGCGAAGCAGUUUAAUAAUUUUGUAUAAAAGAAGAGUUCCUUUGUGUACCUAUUUUGUGUUCAUUUUGUAUUUUUUUAAAUGUAGAAAACUUUGGAUAACUGUUUGUUAUAUCUUGUUAGAAAAACAUUUGCUUAGUGUUCAUAUUCAUCUUUUUAUAUUUCAUUCUUAAUCUGUGAUUUUUAAGUCAUCUGUCUGUACUGAGUGUUAAAUAAUAAAUGUAAUUCUUGAAAAAUAAAUGAACAUAUACAUAAAUUGUAAACUCA